Medioppia subpectinata is the source of this 1676-nucleotide messenger RNA. The record is from the annotation of a GenBank genome assembly. Lineage: Eukaryota; Metazoa; Arthropoda; Arachnida; Sarcoptiformes; Oppiidae.
AAAUAAGUUAUAAUUAUUUCAAAUGUCAAAUAACUUUCACUCUUAACGUGUAGUGAACUUUUCAGAAAGAAGUCGUAUAUAAUUGCGAAAAAUUUGUCGCAAAAAUUGUUUUAAUGAUAACAUGCGCUCCCCUAACGAAAGAGGAGUUAUGUUCAGUCAGUUUAGUGCCAAAUCAGUUGAUCGCUAAAAGGUUUGAAGAGUCGCCGAUUACCGUGAGAUGUGAGGCCACUCUCGACCCCAAACUCACGGCCGAGUCGUCGGAGUUCUCGAACCCCGUAUUCGACCUGUCGUUCGGAGGGGCGCCGAGAACUGGAGUCUUCAUUCUGAGGGGUAACGCCUCGUGUGACGGCUCCAGACAUCGGUGUUGGAGUGAAUACACCGUUUCGGCCAAUAGUAUCGGGCAUCUGAUCCAACACAGCGGUCACGUGACAUACUUGUGUCAGGUGGCCGACCAGUUAAGGAACUCCAUCGACAGAACUCAAGUCCGGUGCCAGAGUUCCGGAUCACUUACGUUCACAAAUGUUGUGAAAUACGGCGAGAGAUGUGGGACAGGGAGUGGUGGCCAGGAAUGUGAGCGCCAUAUGGAGUGCGGUUCUCCCGAAACCGAAAAUGAAUCCGAAAACGAGAGACAAUGUGUUUGUAAGGAUGGCUUCGUAUCCAUACCUGAAACCCACCGAAAAACCAUUUGCUUAGAAGAAGUGUCGUUGGGCUCAACAUGUAAUUACACGAAACAGUGCUCAGCAAUUGAUACAAACGCUAUUUGCGGGGAUAAUAGCAAUGGUGUGAAAGUUUGCAAAUGUAGUGAACAUUUCUAUGAACACAGCGAUUAUCAAAGCGAUUACAUUAAGAAAUGCAGAAUUAAGUCAAAACCAACCGUCCGUCACAGCGUUGAGGACGAGUCUACUUCUAUAUUAACUAUUGGUUCAGUAAUUGAUCCAAAAAGUGACAAACAAAAUGAAGAUCUCAAAGAAGAUAGCAUUGAAUUAAGUGGUAAUUUCACGACUAAUCCUAAAAAGAAUGAGUCGACAGGAAGUAUAGGAAUUAUACUAUUCUUUGUGGCCAUUCUGUUGGCCAUUACUAUCGUUGUCAUCAUUAUUAGAGUGAGGAGUAGAAGCGAUAAAAUGGUAAUCAAUAAGAAGAGAAAAACAACUGAACAACAAACUGAUGAUAACGACGGCGAACAACGCGAGCCAAUACUGGCCACCGAUGACAGUAAGAUAGGUGUGGAUGAAGUGGACGACGAGACCAACUCGAGAAGUGAUGACCGAAAUGAUGAACAAAUCAAUAAUAAGAUUAAUAGUAUUAAUAAUAAUGAUUCGCAAAAAGUUCAGACACCCGUCUGAUUGACAUUAUUUUGAUGACAAGAAUCUCAUUAAACAUCCGACAGUUUAUCAAAUAAUACACCAAUUCUUGUCAAAUAUAACAGAAUUUUAUAUAAAUUUAUUUUUGAAAAAUUUAUUUAAUUUAAAAAAUGCAUAUUUUAUAGCGUUAUAACUUUUUAUAACUUAUACCCCAAACAAAACACAGUUUAUAACUUUAUAAUUGAGUAAAUUUUUAAUAUAAUUUAUUAAUUUUAGAUUAAAUUUCAUUAAAUAUAAGUAAAUAUUUUGUAUAAAAAAGAAGAAGCAAUUGAAGUGUUCCUAAAAAACGAGUUUAUAAAUGAAUUAAUAAUUUUU